UAUUUUUACCUGGGCGCCACCUGUCGUCGAUCAACGGAAAGGCUUCAGAUUGGUUCAAGGGUUGCCUGGAUACAACGCAACAAAUGCGGACCGUCACCUCACACGUCUGAAUGCAAGCUGGGAAGAGUUAACAUUAGCUUCACUUUUCUUCGUUAGCUGUUUUAUUUGGCUCUUAUAUUUAGUAUUUCAUUAGCAAGUUAGGUCAUAUAUCGGAUAAAAAUGACAUCGGUGGUUCAGUACGGCCGAAGAAGAGGCUCCAGUAAGAGAGUGUCUUCAGCCGAGGAAGCCAGCAGGAUGAUCCAACCACCAGACCUCCGACAAGUCACUGUCUUAACCAAGGCUGAAUGGCUGAGGAUUCAGGAUGAAUUGAACCGGGUUAAUAAAGACAAGGAGAGUAUGAGAGAGGCAGCUAAACAGAGAGAGGCCCUGCACAUGCAAUCAAAAGAGGUGGUGAAGCUGUGGUCCAAUACCUUCGCUGGUCAAAGGCAAAAAAAGCUUGAGGCAAAGAAGAUUCGGGAGCAGAUUGAGGAGGAGAAAAGGAAACUGACUGAUAUAGAAGAGGCCAAAUAUCAGGAGCAGAAGCGGAAAGAGGCCAUUCAAAAAGCCAAGACGCAGCUGUAUUAUCAAACCGACCGUGUUAAAGGAUUACAUCGUGCGCUCUUGCUGACAGAGGUACUGAAGGAAAGGGAGACUCAGAUUGAAGUGAAGCAGAGAAUCAAGAGUGCAUCUAAAGACGUGGACAAAGAAUUCAUGAAUAUGGUAAAGGCAAGAGAGGACGAAGCCUUGAGACAGGAGCAGGAGAAAGCACUUGAGAAAAAGCUCAAGCAACAGGCUGUUGCAGAGGACCUGAAGCACCAGAUCAUGGGAAAUGAGCAAGUGAGAGAGCGACAGAAGAUAGAGAACAAAAAGGAUGGAGAGGAAACCCAGCGACUUCAAGAACUCUUUCAGUGGGAGCAAAGAAUGGAGGAAGAAAGACAAGCACAGCAGAAGAGAAACCUUAUGCAAGCUCACCUGGAACAUAUAACCAAUAGGGACCUCAUAAGAGCGACAGAUGCACAAAAACAGGAGGCCGAAGAGGAGCAAAGGAAACUUUUUCUCUCUGCAAAACAAAAAAUGAUGAAGUUACGGAAAGACAAAGAAAGAGAAUUGUUUAGAGAGGCUCAGCUGCGCAGGGAAAUGAUCAUGAACAAACUGACGGUUAAACAGCAGGAGCAAACUGUCAGCGAGGAGCAGAGUAUCGCAAGGGCUGUCGCUGAGCGCGAUGCAAAACAGGCACAGCAGCAGUGGGAGGAGGAGAUGAAGAGGGCUACUAUGUUGAAGUCAAUCGUUGCACAUAGAGAAUUCUUGAGACAAGAAAAGGAGCAGAGGGACAAAAUGGCAAAACAAAACACUCAAGACACACUUCAGGCCCAGAAAAAGGCUGACAGAAUAUUUUCUGAGAAACAACAACUAAAGGCUCUGAAGAUCAAAGGAGAUGGAAGAAAAGUACAAGAAUUCAAUGCCACACAGAUGGCUGAAAAAAGUGCUAGGCUUCAGCAGCUGAGAAGAGAAGAACACGAGUGGGAGGAGAAGAACGCAGAGCUCAUGGCUGAGGAGGAGAACCAGUUUCAACAGUAUUCACAGCACAUCAUCAGGGCAGCGGCGGAGGCUCAGCGAAAUGUGUUUCCACUUUGCAAAGCUGCGAGGGAAGGGAUUGGAGCCGCUUCCAGUGCAGUCAGGCCCAGCUUCCUCGUUCAGGACCGUACUGGUGCUCAAAUGCCAAAAUAUGUCUCCGGUGCCACCCAGAACAUUAAAAUGCUUAAUGAGGCUGUAGAUAUUCAAGAAGCAAAGAGGAGACUUGGAUUCACAUGGUGA
Molecule: messenger RNA, 1854 nt
Organism: Micropterus salmoides (largemouth bass)
Lineage: Eukaryota; Metazoa; Chordata; Actinopteri; Centrarchiformes; Centrarchidae
Gene: cfap210
Product: coiled-coil domain containing 173
Exons: 9
Coding region: 220-1854 (544 amino acids)
Source: RefSeq, a predicted model, not a curated record